UAUUUAUGCCGGGGCAGGAAGACAUUGAGGUGACUUGUGAUCAGAUAGUGGAACGACUAGAAGAGUUGGAAAAUGCUCCACAACUUGCUGUGUUACCAAUAUAUUCCCAGCUACCCUCUGAUCUCCAAGCCAAGAUUUUUCAAAAGGCUCCAGAUGGAAUCCGAAAGUGCAUUGUAGCUACAAACAUUGCGGAGACGUCACUGACUGUGGAUGGGAUCAUGUUUGUUGUUGAUUCGGGAUACUGCAAACUGAAAGUUUUUAACCCUAGAAUGGGAAUGGAUGCUCUUCAGAUUUAUCCAAUCAGCCAGGCUAAUGCCAAUCAACGUGCAGGUCGAGCAGGGAGAACAGGUCCAGGCCAAUGUUUUAGGCUGUACACACAGAGUGCAUAUAAAAAUGAGAUGCUGACCACCACUGUUCCUGAGAUUCAGCGGACAAACUUGGCUAACGUAGUACUGCUGCUUAAAUCGCUUGGUGUACAAGACCUACUCCAAUUCCACUUUAUGGACCCGCCACCUGAAGAUAACAUGCUGAAUUCUAUGUACCAACUCUGGAUCCUGGGUGCCCUCGACAAUACAGGCAGUCUGACUCCAACUGGAAGGUUGAUGGUAGAAUUCCCACUAGAUCCUGCUCUCUCAAAGAUGUUGAUAGUAUCAUGUGACAUGAGCUGCAGUGCUGAUGUCCUUAUCAUUGUCUCAAUGCUUUCAGUGCCUGCCAUUUUCUAUCGACCAAAG
This is a messenger RNA of Rhincodon typus (whale shark), 731 nucleotides long. Its product is annotated as pre-mRNA-splicing factor ATP-dependent RNA helicase PRP16. Gene Ontology annotation, molecular function: RNA binding. Gene Ontology annotation, biological process: mRNA splicing, via spliceosome. Lineage: Eukaryota; Metazoa; Chordata; Chondrichthyes; Orectolobiformes; Rhincodontidae. Gene Ontology annotation, cellular component: intracellular anatomical structure; spliceosomal complex. The transcript is spliced from 6 exons. The record is from RefSeq and is a predicted model, not a curated record. The annotation marks the transcript as partial.